Molecule: messenger RNA, 953 nt
Organism: Marchantia polymorpha subsp. ruderalis
Lineage: Eukaryota; Viridiplantae; Streptophyta; Marchantiopsida; Marchantiales; Marchantiaceae
Source: the annotation of a GenBank genome assembly
CUUAUGGUUGAGGUUUUCCAUGCGAUGCCUUCGGGACACUAUAAACUAGAGAGUGCCAAACUCAGAUUAGCAAUCCGAAUCAGUAAUCUUCUUCCCUGCCGCAUCCAGCAAGCUUAGCUCCUCAGAAAAAGGCUGGCCAUUUUGCACUGCCGGGUGUAGCAUCAAAGAAAACUGCAUCCAUUAAUCAAGGUUCUCGGAAUUGCUUCUGGCAGGUCGUUUGAGCAUUUUCAGUCCUAAGAUAUACCAGUUCAGAUGGCGAAGAGCGUUUGUUUCUUCAUUGCGAUGAUCCUUUGCACUCAAGUGAAUGCACAAGGAUCAGUUAGUGCACCUGGCGCUGUCCCAUCAUCGCCUCCUGCUCCUUCUGCAGUAACCCCAUCGGUACCUCCGUCAGCGAUAACGUUUUUGCCUUCUUCAGCACCGGCUCCGGCACCCUCCCCUCCUUCUACCCCUUCUUCGUCGAUGACUCCAUCACCAUCUGCAGCCGUGCCAUCUUCCACACCUUCUUCCACUCCAUCACCUUCUCCCGUCUCAGCUGCACCUAAACUUGCCAUCGCUGCACGUGCCCCAGCUCCAUCCCAACAGAAGAACGCUGGAGAGAUGCUGAGCAUUUCAGGAUGGAGCAAAAUCGUGUUGGUUUCUGGUUUUUUGGUAGCUGCCUCUGUAUAUUAGGACUACUUGGAGCAGGCUGCUAGCAUGGAGACAUGCCUUUUAUGGAAUUUGAGACCAUGUACCAACGUCAAAUUAGGACGGCAAUAUCCAGAUUCUCGUGAGAACUUCAUAGUCCGUAUUACUGAUGUCUUAGUAGUCACAGAUACAUCACAGCAAUAAGUGGUGAACAUCGGUCAAGUCCUGCGAGUUGAUUUACCAUUCACGCAGUACUUGGUGACAUGUUCUCGUGUGCAUGUAGUAUGUGCACCGUACUUCUUAUGUCGCAGUCUUUCAUAUAAUCCAGU